UCAGCUGUAUGAGCAUUCUUUGAUGAGAUGGCUCCGAUAGACGAGGCACAGCACUGUGUUGCGCGAUCACACGAUGGACGACAUCGGCCAAACAGCCCACCAGCCCACUUGAUACGAUUCCUUCCAUGACUACUAAUAAAAUCUGCUCAUAGUCCACAGCUUAGUUCUCCUUCAUAGCAACACACGCAUACAGCAUCAUGUCCAAAGUUAUCCUCCUCACAGGCGCCUCUCGAGGCAUUGGCCUCUCCAUCGCCCACUUCCUCCUCCAGCAGUCCCACAAGCUCACGCUUGUUGCCCGCUCCGAACCCGCCCUCCGUGAGCUCGAGAAGCAGUACCCAAACCAAACUGCCAUCCUGCCAGGCGACUUCUCCGACCUCUCACUGGGACAAAAAGCUGUAGACCUCACGAUCAAGCAAUUCGGAAAGCUCGAUGGCGUGAUUGUCAACCAUGGAGUCCUUGAUCCCGUUGCGAAGGUUGCCGACGCCAAGGCAGAAGAAUGGAGGGACGGUUUCACCAUCAACUUCUUCUCAGCUGUUGCCAUUGCGAAAGCUGCCAUUCCGCAUCUGAGAGAAAGCAAGGGAACGAUAGUCUUCACCAGCUCUGGAGCUGCGACGACUAGCUACCAGACUUGGGGAGCUUACGGAUCUAGCAAGGCCGCGAUGAACCAUCUCGCGGCCUCUAUUGCGAACGAAGAGGAGGAUAUCACAUCGAUCUCUGUAAGACCUGGCGUGGUGGAUACAGAGAUGCAGAGAGAUAUCAGAGAAAAGCAUAACACGGUCAUGACUGCCACAGACCGUGCCAUGUUCAAGGGCUUCAAAGAGGAGGGCAAGCUGUUGAAGCCCGAGCAACCUGGCAAUGUUAUUGCAAGGCUGGUCUUGGAUGCACCAAAGGAUUUGACCGGAAAGUUCGUGACUUGGAAUGGACCAGAGCUCAAAGCGUUUCAGGACUAGACAGCAUGCUUGAUAUACGAUGCUACGAUAGACUAGAUAUGAGGCACAGUGGGCAGCGACUUGACUGUCCCGCAGCCGAGUUCGACGCAAGUGCAAGUCCGCUCAAUUGGUUCGCAACGCGGGCAUUACUUUCGAAUACAAAUUACUGAACUUCGUUCAGGUCAGCAAGAUGGUCUUGUAAUAAUGUCAUGCAUUGCCAGUAAGAUAUGGUAGCUCAUUCGAAAGAUGAAAAGUAAUACAUUUUGAUCAACAUGAGGCCGAAGCCGUCAGGUUUAGCA
Cercospora beticola is the source of this 1228-nucleotide messenger RNA. Its product is annotated as SDR family oxidoreductase. Gene Ontology annotation, molecular function: oxidoreductase activity, acting on NAD(P)H, oxygen as acceptor. NCBI's taxonomy places the organism in Eukaryota, Fungi, Ascomycota, Dothideomycetes, Mycosphaerellales, Mycosphaerellaceae. The record is from RefSeq and is a predicted model, not a curated record. Gene Ontology annotation, cellular component: intracellular anatomical structure.